UCAACGCUAUACGCUAUACAAAUCACAUCUUACGUGUAUCCUACAUAUUAAAAAUCAUACAAUUCUAAGCCUACCACUUAGGACUACCACCGCAUUAAACUUGGGAUCACGUACAAAGUAAAGACGUGUAUAUGUUUUGUGUGUCGGAGUAGAAAAGGUCAGGUCAAAAUGUCGACUGAGCAGCGCGGACAUGUUCACCGAGAACUGGUCAAGGGUAAACUUCGACCACCGGUGAAGCCGCCCUCCACCAAAUCGUAUACAGUUGCCCCGGCGUCGAUCAACGAAGUUAUGGUGAGAAAGCCAUCUGAGAGACAAGUGAACCGUACGUGUCUAUGAUCAAUUAAGCUCAAUCCGAGCCUCGUUUUUGACAAUCUUUUCAGACGGUCCUGUUGAGAUCUCGUCU
Messenger RNA from Daldinia vernicosa, 403 nucleotides. RefSeq lists its product as uncharacterized. The coding region runs from base 169 to 336 and encodes 55 amino acids. Lineage: Eukaryota; Fungi; Ascomycota; Sordariomycetes; Xylariales; Hypoxylaceae. The record is from RefSeq and is a predicted model, not a curated record. The transcript has a single exon.